AUGGCUACCAGGGAUGAGCAGCCGCAGCAGCUCCAACCCCUGCACAUCCUCUUCCUCCCUACAAGUGUACAACCACCCAAGAAAUUAGAACUCCAAUCGACAGAGCAUGCGUCCAUGGCUACCAGGGAUGAGCAGCGGCAGCAGCUCCAACCCCUGCACAUCCUCUUCCUCCCGUUCUUCGCCCCCGGACACCUCAUUCCGGUCGUCGACAUGGCCACGAUAUUCUCCGCUCGCGGCGCGAGGUGCACCAUCCUCACCACGCCCGUCAACGCCGACAUCAUCCGUCCGGCCGUCGACCGCGCCAACGACUCCAACUGCCACGGCACCGACUCCCCUUCCCCUGCAGUCGACAUCUCCGUCGUGCCUUUCCCCGAUGUAGGGCUCCCCCCAGGCAUGGAGAACCUCAUAUCCCUUACUCCAGCCCACGGAGCCGACUACAACUUCAAGUUCAUCCAGGCCGCGCAGCUGCUCCGCGAGCCCUUCGACCGGUUGAUAGCUGCCAACCGCCCCGACGCCGUCGUGUCCGACAGCUUCUUCAGGUGGUCCGCGGACGCCGCCGGGGAGCACGGCGUCCCGCGCCUCGUGUUCCUCGGUAGCAGCGUGUUCGCCCGGUGCUGCAGCGAGACCAUGCUGCGCACCAACCCGCUAGAGACAACGACGGCUACCACCGACGACGACCCUGAUGACGACGCCCAGCUCGUCUCCCUGCCGGGGCUGCCGCACCGUGUCCAGCUGAGGCGGAGCCAGAUGAUGGAUCCCAGGAAGCGGCCGGCGAUGUGGGCAUUCCACAAGGACAACGAUGCCGCGGACCAGAGGAGCUUCGGCGAGGUGUUCAACAGCUUCCACGAGCUGGAGCCGGACUACGUCGAGCACUUCCGCACGACGCUCGGCCGCCGUGCGUGGCUCGUGGGGCCGGUCGCGCUCGCCAGCAAAGACAUGGCUAAGAGAGGCAGCACCAACAACACGAAGGCACACGUCACCGACGACUGCCUGCGGUGGUUGGACGCAAAGCGGGCCGGCUCGGUGGUGUACGUCUCCUUUGGCACGUUCACCAGUUUCUCGCCGGCCGAGCUGCGCGAGCUCGCCCGCGGCCUGGACCUCUCUGCCAAGGACUUCGUGUGGAUCAUCAGCUCCGGCACAGGCACGGACGGGUCAGAGUGGAUGCCUGAGGGCUUCGCCGAGCUGAUGGCACGCGGUGACCGCGGCAUCAUCAUCCGAGACUGGGCGCCGCAGACGCUCAUCCUCAACCACCCCGCCAUGGGCGGCUUCAUGACGCACUGCGGCUGGAACUCGGCGCUGGAGGCCGUGAGCGCCGGCGUGCCGAUGGUCACGUGGCCGCGGUAUGCGGACCAGUUCUACAACGAGAAGCUCAUCGUGGAUGUGCUCAAGGUGGGUGUCAGCAUCGGCGCCAAGGACUUCGCCUCGCCUCUGGAGAGACAUGAGGUGAUCGGCGGCGAGGUGAUCGCUGGAUGCAUCGGGAGGCUGAUGGGCAGCAGCGAGGAGGGCGACGCCUUACGGAAGAAGGCCAAGGACCUCAGUGUGAAAGCAAGGAGCGCCAUGGCGAAGGGUGGAUCUUCGUACGACGACGUCGGAAGGCUGAUGGGUGAGUUGAUGGCUCGCCGGAGUUCUGGAGAAGUCACCCGGGCGGCGAGUUUUGGUACGCCUGCCGACUGA
Molecule: messenger RNA, 1674 nt
Organism: Triticum turgidum subsp. durum (durum wheat)
Lineage: Eukaryota; Viridiplantae; Streptophyta; Magnoliopsida; Poales; Poaceae
Source: the annotation of a GenBank genome assembly